Molecule: messenger RNA, 1044 nt
Organism: Salvia miltiorrhiza (redroot sage)
Lineage: Eukaryota; Viridiplantae; Streptophyta; Magnoliopsida; Lamiales; Lamiaceae
Exons: 6
Coding region: 28-1029 (333 amino acids)
Biological process (GO): protein desumoylation
Cellular component (GO): nucleus
Molecular function (GO): deSUMOylase activity
Source: RefSeq, a predicted model, not a curated record
AACUAACAAACAACUCUACUUUAUUUGAUGCAGGGGAAGGUUGUAAAAUUACUUGAAAAAGAAUCCACCAAAGUUGUAGCUUAUGGAACGGUCGUUGUUGCUGGUGAUGUCCUACACGGAUCUCCAAUGCCCGAAGACUCGUUACGUGUGGCGAUUGAUGAGGUUGUCGAUGAGAAUGCACGACUACCCUUUCGUAUUUCAGAUGAGAUGGAGACCGUGGGAAGUGCCUUAGGAUCCCAUGUCGCAUGGCCUAGUGAUUUGGUGGUGGAGAAGUCAAUUGAGAAAUGCAAUAAGAAGGCAGUUGCAAAAAAUGUUGUCAAGGACUCCGUGGUGAAGAAUUUGUCAUCAUUGCCUGGAUCAUUGCUAGCACUAUACUAUAUGAUGGAGAAGUCGUUCACGGAUGUAGGAAUACAUGUGAAAAUAGACUUUGAAGUCUUCGGGCAGGAUAUUACAGUUUGGAUUCUAAAGAAGGAUGAUGUGAUUCCCUUCUGUAAUCUGGAACCGAGUACGGGGAACUGCAUUAUCACAUAUGUUUGUCAUUUGUAUGAAAAGAUGAAGAAAGAUGGAACUCUAGGAAAGUUUAUGUUUGUGUAUCCAUUUACCAUAUCUUGUGGAAAAUCAGUUGAGUCUAGAGCACGUGCAUUAUCAGAUAGGAUACUUGAGGCUACGUCAAAUCAGUUGGUAUUCGUUCCUUGCAACGUAGGUAAGCAUUGGAUUCUGACAAUCAUUGAUUUUGAGAAAGAUCGUGUGUUUUUGAUGGAUCCAAUUUCUCAUCGGAAUCGCGAUACGACAUGGAAAUCCGUCGUUGACACUGCGAUGAACCUUGUUAAUGCACGCAAGGGAAAAAAAUUCAAGAAAUCGGCAAGUUGGGAUAUAGUUAAGGGACCUAUCCAGCCUGAUUCGAACCAAUGUGGAUUUUAUGUCAUGAAGUUCAUGAAAGAUGUCAUCGCACACUAUAGCCUUCAUGCCCCCACGUCUGUGUCAUCAAUGGUAAGUAAAUGUAAUACUCUUGAUUAUUUAAUUUUCUAAUAGAACAUUUGUACU